AUGGCCCGUUCCCUGUCUAUUUUCCUCUGUCUAGCUUGCGUCGGGCACCUGGCGACGGCAGUCGCCGUUCCUGUAUCUGCCAGCUUGAGCUUGUCUCUUGGAGUACCUGGAUCGACCUCGAUCCCGACCCCGGCUCCGGCUCCAGGGCCGGAGAGCGCUUCUGGAGGAUAUCGCUCCAUGGCUUACUUUGUCAAUUGGGGCAUCUUCAAGAGAAACUACCACGCCGAAUCCCUCCCCGCCGAACAGCUCACCCACGUGCUGUACGCCUUCGCCGACAUCCACCCCGACGGAGAUGUCUUCCUCACCGACGUCUACGCCGACCUCGAGCGGCGCUACCCCGGCGACCCCAGCUCGGGCGAGGUCGGCAGCACGGGGGAUAACGUGUAUGGCUCCACGAAGCAGCUGUUCCUGCUCAAAAAGCGGAAUCGCAACCUCAAGGUGAUGCUGAGCAUCGGGGGCUGGGACUUCUCGCAGCACUUCGUGGGACCAGCGUCCAGCGAGAGUGGUAGGAAACGGUUUGCAGAGACUGCGGUGAAGUUGAUGGGCGAUAUGGGAAUGGAUGGGUUGGACGUUGAUUGGGAGUAUCCUUUGAAUGACCAGGAGGGGGAGAACAUGCUUCAGUUGCUGAGGGCCACAAGACAGGAACUCGACAAAUACGCCCAAGCCAAUGCCAAGGGCGAACACUUCCUCCUGAGCGUCGCCACCGCAGCAGGCCCCACCAGAUACAAGGUCCUCGACCUCAAAGCCAUCUCCGAAGUCGCCGACUUCAUCAACCUCAUGGCCUACGACUACGCACUCAAAGAAGACACCACAGCCGCCCACACAGCGAACAUCAACCCCUCGCUCGCCAACCCUCUCUCCACACCCUUCAACACCGAGCAAGCCAUCGCCGCGUACAUCGACGCCGGGGUGCCCCCCUCCCAGAUAUCCCUGGGAAUCCCGCUGUACGGCCGCUCCUUCGCUAACACCGACGGUCCCGGUAAGCCCCUCUCCGGCGUCGACGACACCAGCGGCCGUGGGAACGGUAGCUGGGACCCUGACGUGUGGGACGUCAAGGCGUUGCCGCGGCCCGGCGCGAAAGUCAUCAUUGAACGGGAUAUCGGGGCGACGUAUAGCUAUGAUUCGCAGCGGAGGGUCAUGAUCAGCUACGAUACGCAAGAUACUGUCAGGGAGAAGGCCGAGUAUAUCAAGCGGAAGGGUCUCGGGGGUGCGAUGUGGUGGGAGGCUAGUGGGGAUCGAGAGGUUGGGAACGGGAGCUUGAUUGCUACGUUGGUUGACAGCUUGGGUGGAACGGGCGGGCUGGACUCGAGGAAGAAUUUCAUCGAUUAUCCAGCUUCGCGGUAUGAGAAUCUCAGGAAGCAGUUUUCAUGA
This is a messenger RNA of Aspergillus candidus, 1371 nucleotides long. Its product is annotated as glycoside hydrolase family 18 protein. Gene Ontology annotation, molecular function: chitin binding; chitinase activity. Gene Ontology annotation, cellular component: extracellular region. Bases 1 to 1371 code for a protein of 456 amino acids. Gene Ontology annotation, biological process: carbohydrate metabolic process; chitin catabolic process. The record is from RefSeq and is a predicted model, not a curated record. The transcript is spliced from 6 exons. Lineage: Eukaryota; Fungi; Ascomycota; Eurotiomycetes; Eurotiales; Aspergillaceae.